GUCAGUGAGCAUUCCGACCUCCCACUGAUUACACUUGCCCGUCAUCUCUCAAUUAAAUUCAGUAUCUGUACGAUUGCGCUGCGAAUUACAUCUCCGCCGAGGAUGUCGAGCCUGUCAUACACAUUCAGAGGUUUAAUUGUACCGGUGCUGGCGCCAUUCACCGAACGGUUGACGGUGAAUACUCCGAUAAUACCGAUGUACGCGAAGUACCUGGCUGACAGCGGUAUCAAAGGAGUCCUCGUAAAUGGCACCACUGGGGAGGGAAUGUCGCUGUCGGUGCCCGAGCGCAAACAGAUUGCAGAAUCAUGGGCGAGUGCUGUCAGGACAACCAAACAACAUCUGAUGAUUCAAGUCGGCGGGGCGCCCCUUCCGGAUGUCAUUGAUUUGGCCAAACAUGCGGAGGAAAUCGAAGCGGACUCGAUACUCUGCUUGCCAGAACUAUAUUUCAAACCUGCGAAUGUGAAUCAGUUGAUUAAUUACCUCAGAAUUGUGGGGGAAGCUGCGCCGAGGACGCCGCUACUCUAUUACCAUUUCCCGGCGCGGUCCAGUGUCAAUCUUCACAUGGGGAAACUUUUGGAGACAGUCGGGACCCAAGUUCCGUCUUUCGUUGGAAUUAAAUUCACCAGUACGAACCUCGAAGAGGGGUCCCACGCCUUGCGCGCUGAUAACAGGAGAUUUGUCGUCUUCCAAGGGAGUAAUGAAAUUUUGUCAGCGGGUUGCGCCGUGGGAAUGGACUCCUGUAUUCCAUCGAGCACAAACGUUUUUCCCGAGAAUGUUCAGCAGAUCAUCGCCGCUGGAACGAGGGGCGAGGGUUCAAGAGCGAGAGAGGCACAAGAAAAAUUGAACAAGGCCCUCACCGUCAUUUCUAAAUACGGCAAUUGGUCCGCGGCCCUGAAGUCCGCAAUGUCCCUGAUGACUCCGAUAAACCCGGGCCCCACUCGUCCGCCGAACGCUCGACUCACUCAAGAGGACAUCCGCUCAAUGCGCCAAGAAUUACGAGCGCUCGGUUACUCAGUCAACAAAUAAACUAAAAAAAUUUGCAUUUAGAAUUUUCCCUCAAAAUCCGAAACUUCAAAUGGAAUGAGAGUAAUAUUCAGUACUAGCCUGCUCACCCUACGCGAUCCAGCGACUGCAGUCACGUCCGCGGGAACGCACCGCCGUGAAUUUAGACUUCAACGUUGCCGAAUUUACUCUACACUGCCCGGGCGCGUCUAGCGAGUUUCCGGCAACGUUGCAUGACGGGCCACUUCAUUUAACACGAGAAAACGCGUCAUGGGUUGGGCUGCAGGGAACUAAAUUGACGAAAAUGAGGCUUGAAGACUUUGAUGGAAUGAACACUGAAGUCUUGGACCUGAGCGAGAACAAUCUCACUGAAAUCGUCGCGGAUGCGUUCAAGAACGCGACGAUUGAGAAGCUUAUCCUGCCGACGGAUCUUGCAGCGAAUGCAAAUAAAACUGUCUGGGGGCUGCCUAAAUCAGCAAUUCUUUAUCAAGAUCUUGACGAUUGUUAUUUAACUAAUUUGAUCAUUAUAAAAUAAAACUAUGUUGCAAAGAUUA
This is a messenger RNA of Diachasma alloeum, 1556 nucleotides long. Its product is annotated as N-acetylneuraminate lyase. The transcript is spliced from 8 exons. Gene Ontology annotation, biological process: N-acetylneuraminate catabolic process. The coding region runs from base 103 to 1026 and encodes 307 amino acids. Gene Ontology annotation, molecular function: 4-hydroxy-tetrahydrodipicolinate synthase activity; N-acetylneuraminate lyase activity. Lineage: Eukaryota; Metazoa; Arthropoda; Insecta; Hymenoptera; Braconidae. The record is from RefSeq and is a predicted model, not a curated record.